GAAUGUGCCAUAUUGACGACAACCUCGACCUCGAACUCUGUUCCUCCUCCUCCUCCUCCUCCUCCUCCUCUUUCUCCUCCUCCGCCACUACCACCACCUUGCUCCACCUCUUCCUCCGCUUGGCCAGUUCCAUCCACACUGCAACCGUUUUUUUCUCCUAGCAUUUGGUUUUCUCGCCUUUGGCUUUUCGCCCACUCGGUCAACUUACACGGGGUUAACCUUGCUCUCUCACUUGUAGAUCCAGGCCUCGACUUUAAUCCAAAUACACUUUGCCGUCUCUAUGCUUCUCAUGUUUUCCAGGUAAAAUUUACAACAACCAGCCGCACCACUGGCUCAGCCACCCGACAAUUGGCAGUUCUAAAAGGUGCGACCUUAAACCGAGGUAUCUACUUGCCGCUGCCAGCCGACAUAACCGUCGGCUAGCAAUGUCAUCCCCAAACUUUGGCUUUUCUCCAUGGCGGAGAAGAGCCGCAUCGCUGAGCUCCCAAAGGACCGGUGAUACCAGCAACCCCGAGAACCCGUUGCUCAGUCCAGGUAGAACCUCCCAAAUGGCCGAUUCACGGAUACUGUCGUCAUCAGUGAGCUCCAGUCAUCGGGAGCCGAUCCGUUCCUUCAUCCACGGCAACGUGAGGGGCCAUUUAGCUCCCGUCGACAGUGCCCAGUACGCCCGCAGUGUGCGCGAAGACACAGCAGAGCUCGCCUCGUACCUCUUGUCCGACAAGAAAACGGGCCAGAGCCCGGGGUUUCUCUCCCGUCAACGAUCGCAGUCCUCAACUCUCGCUCGCGAACCAGCAACUUCGGACAACGAGGAGGAAGGUGAGGAGAUUACACAUGUUACGAGCUCCAAGACCAUUCCGGAGGCCUCCGAGCCAUCCUCGCCGGAUGAGGAUGUUGAAGGGAUUCCCGAGGACGGCCCAUCCAUCCUGACAACCCUACUCAAGAAGUCACCCCCUCAAUCGCACCGCGACCCGUCAUUUGAGCCCCAACUCGAAGCGUUGGAGCCAUUGGAGCCAUUGGAAUCAUCCGCCCCUGAACCGAAGCGAACGCCAUCCACGGAAAGACCGCUACGAGAGGCACGGCGGUCGGCGACAAGAGUUGCCAAUGGGUCCACUGAGCGCACACCGCUGAUUUCCAGAUUGUCAUCUGACAGUUUUGAGAGCUACAAUACGAACGGGACCACCGACGGAAUUGACAUGGAGGGACAGAAGCAGAGACCUAGGAAGAAGUGGCUACGAGGUUUGAAGGACCUGACUGUGAACGUGGAGGAGCACAUGGCUCAUGGCAUUCAAGUCAUGACGAGUCCCAAAUUUUGGGACCAUAGGGCGCUUUGGCACAAUGCCGUGGUGGCCCCCGCAUCUUGCUUGCCGGCUGUCAUUGUUGGCUUGCUACUCAAUGUUCUCGAUGCCCUGUCUUACGGCAUGAUUCUAUUCCCCCUGGGCAAGCCCAUCUUUGCCAAUCUGGGCUCAGCGGGCAUAUCCAUUUUCUACGUUAGCACCAUUGUUUCCCAGUUGACUUUCUCGACUGGCAGUAUUUUUAAAGGGGGUGUUGGCUCUGAACUGAUCGAGGUCGUGCCGUUCUUCCAUAAUAUGGCACAAACGAUCACGGACCAUAUCGGUGAAGACCAGCCUGAUGCUGUGAUUGCAACAACGAUUGUAUCGUACGCGAUUAGUUCCAUGAUGACCGGCACAGUCUUUUAUCUCAUGGGCAAGUUCAACUUUGGUUACAUGGUUGGCUUCAUCCCGAGGCACAUAUUGAUUGGGUGCAUCGGAGGUGUCGGCUGGUUCUUGGUUGCCACAGGAUUUGAAGUAUCCGCCAGGAUGGACGGCAGCCUCGAAUAUGACAUGGAUACUCUCCAUAAGCUGUUCCGAAGCGACACGGUACCCCUCUGGGUGACACCCCUUCUGCUCGCCAUUGUGCUUUUCUACAGCCAGGCUCGAGGUGCAUCCAAGUACUUCCUGCCACUGUACAUCAUCUCGAUCCCAGUUGUCUUCUACUUUUUUGUAUUCUCUUUGGAUGCGCUCGAUCCCGAUUCUCUCCGAGAUCAUGGAUGGAUUUUUGAAGGACCACCGGCGGACGAACCGUGGUGGUACUUCUAUACGUUGUACAAAUUUUACCUGGUCGAGUGGGACGCCGUACUGGAGUGCAUUCCUGCAAUGCUUGCCCUCACCUUCUUCGGUAUUCUCCACGUCCCUAUCAAUGUUCCCGCCUUGGCUCUGCAGAGUGGCGAAGAUAAUGCCGACCUUGACCGUGAGCUCAAACUUCACGGCUACUCAAACUUUAUCUCUGGCAUGGCUGGCAGCAUCCAGAACUACCUCGUGUAUGCCAACACUGUGUUCUUCAUGCGAUCCGGAGGAGACAGCAGGCUCGCCGGAUAUAUGCUAGCAGCUCUGACCUUUGGCGUUAUGAUCAUCGGUCCAAAGAUCAUUGGCUUCAUUCCCAUUAUGAUGGUUGGCACCCUCAUCUUCGAUCUAGGCUUUGAGCUUCUUCUCGAAGCCGUAUGGUUACCAAGGAAGAAGCUAAAAGUGGCCGAAUAUCUAACGGUAAUUGUAAUCGUUCUGGUAAUGGGUAUCUACGACUUUGUUAUCGGCAUUGGCGUAGGCAUCAUUCUCGCGUUCGUAUCGUUGAUCAUCCAGACAUCGAGAGUGUCUGCUGUUCGAGCCAGCUACACAGGCGAAAUUGUUGGCUCGACCGUACGCAGGAAUCCUUCGCAACACCACUACCUACAGGAAGUUCGUCGCCAGAUCCAUAUUGUGAAGCUGACUGGUUUUCUGUUUUUCGGCACAGUCGUGAGUGUCGAGGAGAAGAUUCGUGCUCUGAUCGACGACAGUGCCUUUACGGAGAGGCCCAUCAAAUACCUUAUCCUCGAUCUGUAUCAUGUCACGGGCCUCGACUACUCCGCUGGCGAAGCAUUCAACACUAUCAGCAGAUUGCUGGACAGCAAGGGAGUUGUCCUCGUGUUGAGUGGGAAAGACGCAGAGAGCGAAGUUGGCCGUAAUUUGCGGGCCAUGGGGCUUGGUAACGACAACAUUGAAGUUACCUUGCUUCCGGAUCUCAACUCGGCUUUGGAGAGCUGUGAAAAUGAACUGCUCAAGACGUUGUACGCUAGUCAGGAGGACCUUCGGAAGAGCUCUCGUCACGCACCGACAGCCAACCUCGACGUGCCCGCGAAGCCGGAUCGGGCAUCCUUCGACAUGGUCAUCAAUUCACCAAGACGCAACCAUCUUUAUGAAGCCGCUAGAAACGCGCUGGCGAACACGGAGUCGUCAGGCGCAAAAAAAUGGCAAAGCUUCAAAGAGCCGUUACGACUGAUGCUCCAGAUUUUCCAGGGCCUCAGCGACAAAAACGAGGACUUUUGGUUUAGAGCGGUUGGCUACUUUGUCCGGAAGGAAUACACAGCCGGCACGGUGCUCUUCACAAGAGGCGAGCCUGCGAAGGGGUUCUACCUGGUCGAGAAGGGCAUCCUCCGUGCCGACUACGACUUACCCCAAGGCUCGCUUACGGAAAGCAUCGUAGCGGGCACCACCUGCGGCGAAUUGCCCUUCUUCUCCGAGACAGACCGAACGGCGACGGUGACGGUUGACAGAGACUGCGUCGCGUGGCGUAUGGACAAGGAGGGGUGGCAGAAGCUUCAGAAAGACCAGCCGGACGUCGCCCAGGAGCUUUUGAGGGUAUCGCUGAAGCUCACUAGCGAGCGGAUGACCUCCAUCACUUCAUAUAUCUUGACCAUGGCUGGAUAGCGCGUCUGAUGGAGAUUUACUAACCAAACGUUUUAUCUAUUUCUUAGUUACUGGAGUUGAUAAGGAUGCUGGGGGAAAAAAAGGAGGGGGGAGAGGGUUUAUUUUAUCAUGUUGGCUGCUAGCCAUUAGCGAAGUUUGCUCACAUACAUCCGUUGCUGGUAGCCUUCUUCUGGUACCUAAGCGCUAAGACGCCGCCUGUAGGUCUCUCUGCGUGAGCAAAUAGACUUGUAUCAAUAACAGAUACCGUUGG
This is a messenger RNA of Colletotrichum navitas, 3987 nucleotides long. Its product is annotated as cyclic nucleotide-binding domain-containing protein. Lineage: Eukaryota; Fungi; Ascomycota; Sordariomycetes; Glomerellales; Glomerellaceae. Gene Ontology annotation, cellular component: membrane. Bases 426 to 3737 code for a protein of 1103 amino acids. The transcript is spliced from 6 exons. The record is from RefSeq and is a predicted model, not a curated record.